UUUACCGCUACUUCGCCUACGACUGCGCGGGCUCCUUCCCGGGCGUGUCACGUGGGCCCCUGCGCCACGUGGACGACGUCAUCUGCGAGUCCCGCUACUCGGACAUUGAGCCGUCCACAGAGGGCGAGGUGAUCUACAGGGUGCUGGACCCGGCCCUGCCCAUCCGGGACCCCUACAGCCCCGACAUCCAGAACCUGGUGCGUGUGACCAACCUGCGGGUGAACCUGACCAAGCUGCACACGCUGGGCGACGACCUGCUGGACUCGCGGCGGGAGAUCAAGGAGAAGUACUACUACGCUGUGUACGAGAUGGUGCUGCGCGGCAACUGCUUCUGCUACGGCCACGCGGCCCAGUGCGCCCCACUCCCCGGCAGCCCCGACCGCGAGGGCAUGGUGCACGGCCGCUGCGUCUGCCAGCACAACACACACGGCCUGAACUGCGAGACCUGCGCCGACUUUUACCAUGACCUGCCCUGGCGCCCGGCCGAGGGGCACAGCACCAACGCCUGCCGCAGGUGUGAGUGCAACGGGCACGCAA
Alligator sinensis (Chinese alligator) is the source of this 537-nucleotide messenger RNA. Its product is annotated as laminin subunit beta-1-like. The transcript has 5 exons. Gene Ontology annotation, molecular function: extracellular matrix structural constituent; integrin binding. Gene Ontology annotation, biological process: basement membrane assembly; substrate adhesion-dependent cell spreading; cell migration. Gene Ontology annotation, cellular component: laminin trimer. The record is from RefSeq and is a predicted model, not a curated record. NCBI's taxonomy places the organism in Eukaryota, Metazoa, Chordata, Crocodylia, Alligatoridae. The annotation marks the transcript as partial.